AUGGUGCUUCAUCCAUUCGAUCCUGUCACGCCUGAAGAGAUUCGGCUGGCUGUCCGGAUCUUGGAGGCUGCUUUCCCAGGCAUUCCCCUUCGGUACAACAGAAUUGAUAUCUCGGAGCCUAUCAAGAAGGAUGUUCUUCCAUAUAUCGAGGCCGAACGGCUGAGAAAGCCUUUGCCACCCAAACCAGCGCGUCUUUUGUAUUCUUACUUCCACCGUCUUGACAGCGGGGUGUGCUGUAAGACUUUAAUCAAUGCAGACACUAAAUCAAUCAUCUACACGAAAGAACUUCCAGAGGGGGUGCAGCCACCGAUGGAUGUCGACGAACUGGCCGAUAUUGAACGGGUAUGCAUGGAACACCCAGCAGUUCAGGCCGAGAUCGAGAAACUUAAAUUGCCACCGGGCAUGUCGGUGUGCAACGACCCCUGGAUGUACGGCACCGAUAACGACAACGAAAAGCGCCGGCUGUUCCAAUGCUUCAUGUACAUGGUUGCGGUGGACCACCCCGAAAAUAACCAUUAUUCCCUGCCGUGCAAGUUCUGUCCUGUUUUCGACGGUCCCACUAAGAAAUUGGUGCGAAUCGAUUAUCUCCCGGGUGGUGUAGACGCUGCUACUGUCGAGACCCAACCAUGGAAACCUGUCAAAACGGUUCAGUAUGCACAUGACCUCUUGGACGAACCCCUCCGCCAGGACCUCAAGCCGUACAUUGUACAGCAGCCGGAAGGACCGUCAUUUUCUGCAGACGGUAACUCCAUCUACUGGCAGAAGUGGCGAUUCCGAGUGGGGUUCAACAACCGCGAGGGAAUGGUUAUCCAUAACGUGACCUAUGAUAACCGCAAUGUCUUCUAUCGCCUGUCGGUCUCAGAAAUGACUGUUCCCUACGGAGACCCUCGGGCGCCUUAUCAUCGCAAGCAGGCCUUCGAUGUUGGGGAUGUUGGUUUCGGACUCAAUGCCAAUCAGUUGUCGCUGGGGUGUGAUUGUCUAGGCCACAUUAAAUACUUCAAUGGUUACAGGGCAGAUGCGAAGGGAAACCCGAUCCUUCUGCAGAAUGUUAUUUGCAUGCACGAACAAGACAACGGCCUCCAGUACAAGCACACCAAUUACAGAACUGGGACUGCCAGUGUUUCGCGUAACCGCCAGCUUGUACUCCAGAUGAUCUGCACCGUUGCAAAUUACGAGUAUAUCUUCGCCUACAUUUUCGACCAGGCGGCCAAUAUCGAGCUUGAAGUCCGCGCGACUGGAAUCCUGUCAACGGUCCCCUUCGACAACGAAAACGGAGAAACCGUCGCUUGGGGUACCAACGUUGGUCCGGGAGUCAUGGCUCCCUUCCACCAGCACAUGUUCUCCAUGCGAAUUGACCCGGCCAUCGAUGGCUUCAAGAAUACCGUCUAUUACGAGGACAGCGUUCCACUUCCCGAGGAUGAGAACAACCCCUACCUUGUCGGAUACACAACCGAGCAGACUGUUAUUCGGAACUCCAGCAGUGCGAAUACCGACGUCAAUCGCCAUCGGGUCUUCAAAAUCCGCAAUGACAACGUCAUCAACCCCGUAACCUACAAGCCCAUCUCAUACAAGCUGGUAACGGUACCCAGCCAGAUGUUGCUCCUGAGCAAGAACGCCAUGGGCUACCGCCGGGCCGAGUUUGCCAGCAAACCCAUCUGGGUCACCAAAUACCAGGACGAUGAACUGUUCGCCGCCGGCGAGUUCACCAACCAGAGCACCAAGGCCCAUGGUGUUGAGACCUGGGUGCAACGGAACGACAAGACCGAAGACGAAGAUGUGGUUCUAUGGCACUCAUUCGGCCUGACGCAUAACCCCCGAAUCGAAGACUUCCCCGUCAUGCCAAUGGAGCGAAUUAGCAUGAUGUUACGACCUGACGGAUUCUUCACUAAGAACCCGGCGUUAGACGUACCCGCAUCGACUCAGUCUUUCAACAAAUCCACUCUCCAUAGAGAACCGGCGAAAGCUGACGCUUCAUGCUGUUCUAGUGCCGGGGGCAGCAAGGCUAAGCUCUACAAGCGAAUGGACUAG
Molecule: messenger RNA, 2028 nt
Organism: Aspergillus affinis
Lineage: Eukaryota; Fungi; Ascomycota; Eurotiomycetes; Eurotiales; Aspergillaceae
Product: amine oxidase
Exons: 4
Coding region: 1-2028 (675 amino acids)
Biological process (GO): amine metabolic process
Molecular function (GO): quinone binding; copper ion binding; primary methylamine oxidase activity
Source: RefSeq, a predicted model, not a curated record